ACGGUCUUCCGGCCUUGCGACCAGUGAUCGCAAUUCAGUACUCAAUUCUUGUCGGUCUCCAUCUCCGAGUUCUACUGUCAAUCUUUGCGGUCACUAUCGACUUCACUGACCGUCUGAACUGUUCCAGAUAGCUAAACCGCGGAGGUCUGGACCAUUACGAACGUGACCGACACUGUCUGCCGCAAAUUGGCCAGCCUCCGCAAACUCCCAGUUCAUUGCUAGCCGCGGUCAGCCAUGGAGUCAGCCAUACUUGAGGGUUAUAUAAAUGCAGACCCACACUCCUGCCCUGACUCGCCAUCUCAUCACGCACGGAUCAAGUUCUCUGGAAGACGUCCUUUGCUGGUUGGAAAGGAGACUCGCCUGGUAUUCUUGACUCACUGACCUGAUUAUCUUCCUCGAGUACCUCAAGGGCGGCUCUCGUUCCAUCAAUCGAGCUUCUACUAUAUCUAUUAACUGGCUGAUCCACCGACAAUGGCAUCGACCGUCACUCGCCGUCUCGCCGACUCUGUCUCUUACGUUGUGCUUUCCUCUAGCACCUCAGGCCAGCUCACCAUCCCUCUCGUAGACCCGACGACAGGGAAGACAGUCCACUACGCGCUCGUCAAAGUCGACACGCCACUUACAGUCGCCGGCCUCGGUCUUAGCCCCCGCCUGCACAUGCGCUCGGUCUCCACGAGCGGUCACCCUCAGGAUUCCUGCCAUCAGACCCAAACCGCCCGCAGGCUCGAUCGGCUGGCGAAGGAGUGCAUGCUAGAUGUCUCCCUCGAUGCGCUUCGUAUGCUGGAGGAAGACAAAGAAUGGCCUAGCCUAGCAUCGACGUCCUACGUGACCUCUCCUCCUUCGCGCCUUCUUGUACCUGGAGUCAUCUCCGCCAACGCCUUCGCAUACGACGAGCAACCAAAAUCGUAUGCCGAGACGCCCUCCUUGUACAACGAGUCCCGGUCGGACGAGUCUAUGUCCUACGUCGGCACGCCCGUCUCGCGGCCUCGGAUGCGUCGACAGAACACAAUCACUGCACUUGGGUCAGCAGGUGCAGCGGACUCCUCUAUGCUGGUCGGCCUAGGUAUCUCAGGCAUGACGAAAGAAGAUGGCUCUCCAUUCGACGGGCUAGGGUCUCUCGCGCGCACUGCGUACCCCAGUCACAGGACCAACUCGCCCACCCAACCUUCCCCGGCUUACGCAUCCACAUCCCAGUCCUAUUGGUCAUUCUUACCUGAACUCUCCCCUGCUGCCUUUGCCAGCGACGCUCCAGAAGACCCCGUCGCGCUCUUCUGGCGAACCGCGACUGCAGCAGACUUCCGACGGUACCUCGACGACAGCGUCUCCUCGAAUCAAUAUUCCGCACCCAUCGGCGCAUGCGGCUCGUGGAAGAUCGCAAAGAAGGAGGGGUCAAUCCACACGCGUGCAGCUGGCCUCGCACCGCCGAGCAAGGGCCACAAGAAGCGCUUCAGCAUGCCCCGUGCCGAGGAGGAUUUGUUCAUGUGUGAGACACCGGUGGACUCGAGCUUGAGCGAUAGGAUCAUGGGUCAUCUCGAAGGCGCGAAGCUGGAAGAGGAGUCGUGGAUGAAGGCGAGCAGUCAUUUGGGCGUGUGCGCAAGCCGAAGGCCUGUGUCUUGUAUGCUCUGA
Molecule: messenger RNA, 1626 nt
Organism: Rhodofomes roseus
Lineage: Eukaryota; Fungi; Basidiomycota; Agaricomycetes; Polyporales; Fomitopsidaceae
Exons: 1
Coding region: 472-1626 (384 amino acids)
Source: RefSeq, a predicted model, not a curated record